Messenger RNA from Bursaphelenchus xylophilus (pine wood nematode), 1090 nucleotides. The record is from the annotation of a GenBank genome assembly. Lineage: Eukaryota; Metazoa; Nematoda; Chromadorea; Rhabditida; Aphelenchoididae.
AUGCUGAUCAAGGUAAGCGACAUUGUCCAUGAUGACUAUAUUGUUCUAGGAAUAUCGAAUUCCGAUGCCACUGAGCGUUGAUGAAUACCAAAGAGGUCAGUUGUAUUCGGUUUCCGAAGCCAGCAAGAACGAGACGGGAGGUGGAGAAGGAGUGGAGGUGAGUUCGAUUAUGCUGUAUUCGGAUCAGAAGUUCAGAUCCUCAAGCAAGAGCCCUUCACCAGCGACAAAGUUCGUCCCGGGCAGACGUUGAGUGGCAUGUACACCUACAAGAUCUACAACCUCAAGUCCAAAAUGCCCUGGAUUUUCAAGAAGGUCGGCUAUGUAACCAAUUUUUUCUGGUAUUCCAUCCUUUAUAUUUUAAUUGAGGCCUUUAGCUGCUCCCAGAAGAAGCCGGCUUCCUUCAUGAAGAGAGUUGGAAUGCCUAUCCCUAUUGCAAAACGGUCGUAACCAACCCCGGUUACAUGAAGGGCAACUUCUCUGUCGUCAUUGAGUCCAUUCAUUUGGCCGACAACGGGUCCACGGAGAAUGUAAGUUCAAAAAAACUAAUGUGAUAUAAUUUGAAAUAAUUUUUUGCGACCAAAAUUAUUUUCAGGCAUUGGGUAUUGGCAAGGACGAGCUGAAGAAGCGAGAGGUGGUCAUGCUCGACAUUUGGAGUGAAGAAUAUUUGGUUCCAAGGGUAGGAAUCAAACUUUUAGAUGAAUCAAUGUAAUAUUUAUAGGAUACGAAGCCAGAAACCAAUCCCCGGACCUUCAAAUCGACCAAGACUGGUCGAGGCCCUCUUGUGGAAGGCUGGCAGAACAACACGCAGCCUUUGAUGUGCUGCUACAAGUUGUGUCGCGUCCAUUUCAAAUGGUUCGGUCUUCAGUCCAAGGUGGAGAGGACGGCCCACAAGAAUUAUCCUCGCCUCUUCACCAAAUUCCAUCGCGAAAUCUUCUGCUGGAUCGAUGCUUGGUAUGAACUCACCUUGGAGGAGAUCCGAAAGAUUGAAGCCGAAACGGCCGAACAAUUGAGGAAACAGAUCAAGGAGGGAGAAGUGCGCGGAAUGAAGGGAGGAGGGUCAGCCGAGACCAUCAAGAAAGACGCUGACUGA